This is a messenger RNA of Scleropages formosus (Asian bonytongue), 1521 nucleotides long. Its product is annotated as amiloride-sensitive sodium channel subunit gamma-like. Gene Ontology annotation, molecular function: ligand-gated sodium channel activity. Lineage: Eukaryota; Metazoa; Chordata; Actinopteri; Osteoglossiformes; Osteoglossidae. The coding region runs from base 1 to 1521 and encodes 506 amino acids. The record is from RefSeq and is a predicted model, not a curated record. Gene Ontology annotation, cellular component: plasma membrane. Gene Ontology annotation, biological process: sodium ion transmembrane transport. The transcript has 11 exons.
AUGCCACCCAAGAAACCUGGAGCCAUGACCUCGCUGUGGAUGCUGAGAGAUGAUAUCCAGCACACUACAGCCCACGGGAUCCCAAACAUCUUCCGUGCACGGCACUGGUUCCGGCGCUCCCUGUGGGCCAUGUUUGUCAUCUUUGCAUUCUGCUGUGCAAUCUGGCAGUGCAUGGAGAUCAUCAUGACCUUCUACAGUUACCCCUCACAUGAAAAGAUCAGGCUCAUCUCCGAUACCAAGCUGAUGUUCCCAGCAGUCACCAUCUGCAACCUGAACAGUGUGAGACACUCUGCUCUGAAGAGAAACUUUGCUUUGAACAACACCUUCUUGGACUUCUGCCUCGCCCAACGGUGGAACAGCACUGGUUACCCCGGUGCCACCAGGGAUACCAACAGGUGUGCCAACUCUUUCAGCAAGUUUGCUUCAGAGUUCAACAGGCUUUCAGAUGAGGAAAAGCUGGACAUGGGACACCAGCUAGAGGACAUGCUCUUAUUCUGCAAUUAUCAUGGACAGCCAUGCAACACGAGUUUUUUCUCCGGUUUUAUCAACUACAAGUUCGGUAACUGUUACACGUUCAACUCUCACAAGCAAACCGACAUCCGUGGCCGGCCCAUCAAGAGUGAGUCACUGAACACAACAAAGGCUGGAUUCAUGUACGGACUGCACCUGGAGCUCUUCAUCCAGCAGAACGAAUAUGUCAGAGAUAUCACCCACUCAGCUGGUAUCCGCAUGCUCAUCCAUGACCACUUGGCCACUCCUUUCCCCGAAGACGAGGGAGUCAACAUCCCCCCGGGAACUGAGACAGAUAUCGGCAUCACAAAGGUUGGCAUUAGGAGACUGAAACACCCAUACGGAAGCAACUGCACUGAUGGAGAGGGCAUCACCAACUUCUACCAUGACCUUCAUGGAUUCAAGUACACCAGAGAGGCAUGCAAGCGAACCUGUGCCCAGCAGAGCAUCAUGAAGGACUGUGGAUGCAGCCAUUGGGAGUUUGCCGUCCUCCCUGACCUGCAAUACCCAAAAUGCAACUUCAGCUCUCCUGCUACCCGGAGAUGUUUGGAGCUGUAUGAAUACAAAUUUGCCCAGGAUAUACUGCCAUGCCACUGUCCUCUUCAGUGCAAAGAGGAGCUCUACAGCCUGACUGUGUCAGGGUCUCAGUGGCCAGCAACCGCCUUUUUGGACAAAUUCUCCAGCAACCUUAGAGGCAAAGGUGGCCAGCUGAAAGCCAUAGCAGAUAAUCCCCAGGACAUACGAGACAACAUGGUGAAGGUGGUGGUCUACUACCAGAAGCUGAACUAUGAGCACAUUUCAGAGGAGCCCUUCAUCACUGACAUCGACCUGUUUUCCAGUGUUGGAGGCCUUGUGGGUCUGUGGGUCGGGGUCUCUCUCUGCACAUUGGCUGAGUUCCUGGAGUUCGCAGUCAACGUGGUGCUCAUCGUGGCCCGUGGAUGCUUGAGCAGCCGCUCACAGGGGCCUGCCUCCUCAGCGCUGAUGGCAGGCAGAGAAGGACCGCCCUCAUAA